This is a messenger RNA of Gordionus sp. m RMFG-2023, 1095 nucleotides long. Its product is annotated as mitochondrial substrate carrier family protein Y-like. The transcript is spliced from 2 exons. Lineage: Eukaryota; Metazoa; Nematomorpha; Gordioida; Chordodea; Parachordodidae. The coding region runs from base 1 to 1095 and encodes 364 amino acids. The record is from RefSeq and is a predicted model, not a curated record.
AUGGUUGAGUUAGGAAUUAGAUUAGAUAGUAUGAAUGAUAAAUCAGAUAUUGAUAAUAUAAAUUAUAUGAAUAACGAUAAAAAGUCUGAUAAAGAUAAAAACUUUAACAAUAGAAAUAGAAAUGACAAUAAUAAUUAUUUUAGAACUGUUAAUAAUUUUAGAAAUAUUUUUAGAAAUAAUUAUGAUAAUAGAGAUAAUAAUAGGAAUAGAGAUAAGAAUUAUAACAAUAAUUUUAGAUACUAUGAUAGGAAUUACGGUAAUAAUAAUUCUAGAUACCAAGAUAAUUAUAAUAACUAUAAUUACAACAACUAUCGCUACAACAAUAAUAAUCAAUCUAAUUAUGAGAAAGUCGACUCUACAAAGAACAAAGAUGAUAACGAUUUCAAUGUUAACAACUUAUCUGGGGACAUGCUUAAUGAUAAAGAUAAUGUAUUUAUGACUACUUUAAAAGUGAACGAUAUUGUUACGAGUAUGCAAGUCGACAUAGGCUCCAAACAUACUAUCAUACCUCAUGGUCUGGCUAAAAAACUUGGUAUUAGAGAUGUUAAGAAAUCCGAGUUACAACUUACUGCUUAUGACGGAAAUUUAAUCAAGAUCAUCGGCAUUACUCAAGUUAAAGUGACUUAUGAAGGUAUCUCAAAAUAUUUACAAGUGGUGGUCGUUGAAUCAAGAAAAAAUGCCUUGUUGGGACGUAUAUGGAUCAACGCUUUCAAAAAUAUCUUAAAAAAAUUUAUAGCAAAUGUUGACAUUAAUUAUGAAGAUGAAAUAAAAAAAUUGAUUAAAGAGUGUGAAUCCAAAUUGACUAAUGGGCCAAUCAACAAAGCAAGUGUCAAGUUACAUUUAAAAAGAGAUGCCCAACCUAAAAUUAUACCGCCUAGUCGUAUUCCUUAUUUAAAAAUUGAUCUUAUGAGCAAUGAACUUAAAAAAUGGAUACCUGAUAAAAUUAUUGAGCCGGUGAAUGAUGUCCGAUGGGCAAGUCCAGUUACCGCUGUCUACAAAGAUGAUGGGAGCAUUAGGCUUUGUGCUGAUUUUAAGGAUAGUGUGAACCCAGCUCUAGAAGAUUUCAGAUACCCUCUAUCACAAUCAAUGAUCUAA